AUGCCGCGCCCGAAAACCAGAGAGGAAGUCCUCGCAAGACUACGCAAGACUGUAGCCGAUGGCUCCAUCAUUGUCGGGGCUGGAGCCGGUAUUGGACUCUCUGCCAAGGCCGUCGAGGCUGGCGGUUGCGACUUGAUUCUGGUCUACAAUUCUGGUCGAUUCCGCAUGGCCGGUCGGGGUUCACUUGCCGGACUUAUGCCAUACUCGGAUGCAAAUCAGGUCGUCGUGGAAAUGGCUAGCGAAGUCCUUCCGAUUGUCGAGAAGACGCCCGUCCUCGCAGGUGUGUGCGGCACUGACCCAUUCCGUUCGAUGCCCGCUUUUCUCGAAGAGCUGAAGAAACUCGGCUUCGUGGGCGUGCAGAACUUCCCCACGGUCGGACUGAUCGAUGGUCAAUUCCGGGCGAAUCUUGAAGAGACCGGCAUGGGGUAUGAUCGGGAGGUGGAGAUGAUCGCCGAGGCGCACCAGCAAGGGCUUGUCACGACCCCGUACGUCUUCAAUCAAGAAGAUGCGGUCAAGAUGGCUCGUGCUGGAGCAGACGUCGUUGUCGCUCAUGCUGGAUUGACGACGUCUGGUUCGAUCGGGGCCCUCAGCGGUCGGUCUUUGGAGGACUGCGUCGGCUUUGUACAGGAGAUUCGCGAUGCCGCGGCCGGUGUGAACCCUGACAUUCUAGUCCUAUGCCAUGGCGGACCGAUUGCGCGCCCCUCAGACGCCGAGUUUGUGUUAUCGCGGACGGUCGGGGUCCAUGGGUUCUUCGGGGCGAGUAGUAUGGAGCGGUUACCAGUGGAGAUUGCGAUCAAAGAGAAUGCGGAGGAAUUUAAGCGGUUGAAGGUGCGGUUACAGUAG
Messenger RNA from Penicillium maclennaniae, 843 nucleotides. Its product is annotated as TIM-barrel enzyme family protein. The record is from RefSeq and is a predicted model, not a curated record. NCBI's taxonomy places the organism in Eukaryota, Fungi, Ascomycota, Eurotiomycetes, Eurotiales, Aspergillaceae. The transcript is spliced from 3 exons. The coding region runs from base 1 to 843 and encodes 280 amino acids. Gene Ontology annotation, molecular function: catalytic activity.